AUGCCCAAGGCCAAGGGUCAGCGCUCUAUGAGCGCCCGAAACAACCCUAUCGGGAGUCGUUCUUCUCGACGUAUCAGCAACUCUGUAGCUGCUGCCAAGGCUGCUGCCACCAAAAAGACCAACACACAGAACCCGGUCAAGGAAGAGCGAGUACAGGAGCCUGAAAGCGAUGACCAGGAGACCCCUCAGGAUCCUGAAGAUCACCCUUCAGCUGCCGAAAAUGCCUCCUCGAACGAAUCCGUUGAUAGCUCUGCUGAUGAAGAGACCAACGAGGACGAAGAAGAGGAGAAUGACAACGAUAGUGAGAAUGACCAAGACGAGGACGACGAUGAGAAUGAAGGUAAUGUCGCGAAUGAAGACAACACUGCUCUUCAAGGCCCAGCACCACCUGGUUAUACCUGGCAACUUGUGCCCACCACUUACCAUGGCGAAACCGCUGGAAACGUCGCCUCUCGAAUGUUCGGCAAAAAACUGAACGCCAAAAGCUCACUUGCAAAGAGAUUGUUUGACGAGCUGGCAGUACGUCCAGCAAGCCAGAGAAACCGCAAUACAAAACUCAAUGUGUCGCGGCGUAGCAAUGCCGAAGCUCUUCUGUGCCACCUUACCGGUGUUCGGGUUCAGACCGCUUGCAAGAACUGCUCGAGAAGCCACGGUCCCUGGCACGAAUGUGUUAUCUAUGACGGUCAAAUGUGCGGCAGUUGCACUAACUGCUGGUACAACGCGAGCGGAUCCCGUUGUACUUUUCAUGACGACAAUCAGGCUUGCCUAUUUCUCCCUGCGCCGUUCCCUGCCCUGCAGAUGCAGAUGCAGUCCAUGCGUAUUCCUACUAUGCGUAUGCCUGCCAUACUCCCUGGAACAAACAAUGUUCCCGGCCAACAGUAUUUGGAAUACGCCAACGGCCAGACAGCUACCCAGAAGGAGACUCCCCUCGAGCGCCUGCAAAGAAUCGGUGUCAACGCUGUGGAGAGUGCUGCUAUUGAGCUUGGCAGUCGCGUGGGUGAAUUUCAGGAGUUCAUCCAAACCCCCGCGGGUUACCUCAUGAUGGCCCAACGCGCGGCUCAGGAUGCUACCCCUUCUUCCUCAACUGUCGAAGAGCUCGGUUCUGAUGAAGAGCUCGGUUCCGAUGAAGAGAACGGUUCUGAUGAAGAGAACGGUUCCGAUGAAGAGAACUAA
Messenger RNA from Fusarium graminearum PH-1, 1173 nucleotides. RefSeq lists its product as uncharacterized. The transcript has 3 exons. The coding region runs from base 1 to 1173 and encodes 390 amino acids. The record is from RefSeq and is a predicted model, not a curated record. NCBI's taxonomy places the organism in Eukaryota, Fungi, Ascomycota, Sordariomycetes, Hypocreales, Nectriaceae.